CUCAGAGUGUUGGGCUUUGAAACAUUAACAUUUUCCUACUCCAUCCCUCCGUUUGUUUAGAGUCUUCAAAGCCAUGGGAAAGAUUUUGCCAGAUGGUGAGCAGGACAAGCUACUGCGGGCCUGUUCCAUUUAUAUUCAGAAUGAAAAAGAUGUGUCAACAAAGGCAAGCGGAGGUUCUUCCUCCAAUGAGAAAAGUCCAUACACACUGGACACCUUACAUCAGAACCUACACCAAUCAAGUGCCAAUUGUGAGUCUGAAGAAAAUAUUCAACAGAAGGAGCAAAGCAGCCCUAAGACUGUCAAGGAAGGGGAGGAAAAGGAGAAGGAGGAGGAGCAGGAGGAGGAGCAGGAAGAGGAUGAGGACGAGGAGAUAAACGUCUUUCAAGAUCAGAUGGAUGAGGAUAUAGAGGAAAGUGAUGACUUGGAAGAAGAGGAAGAAGGGGAUGAUGAUGAUGAUAAUGAUGAUGACAGAAUGGAGAUGGGGGGUUUCUCUUUCACACAGGGAUCCAGUAUUUUUGAGAAUACUAGGAUCAUUUCUGAGACAAAAGAAGCUUUGAAGGGUUCAGCAUGGCAAGUAAGCUCUGGUAAGUGGCCCUUAAACCCACUUUUAUUUUCUUCUGAAAUUGAUUCCCUCCAUUCUUGAUUGGCCACUCCUCUACUUUCUGUCUCCCUCUGUCUCUUCCUCCA
This is a messenger RNA of Psammomys obesus (fat sand rat), 687 nucleotides long. RefSeq names its product ribosomal biogenesis protein LAS1L-like. The record is from RefSeq and is a predicted model, not a curated record. NCBI's taxonomy places the organism in Eukaryota, Metazoa, Chordata, Mammalia, Rodentia, Muridae. The transcript has a single exon. The coding region runs from base 74 to 643 and encodes 189 amino acids.